AUUCUUGAAAAGUAUUGUAACCCCUAUAAUCAAUUACUCAAGAAAGAUUGUAGUUACAUGCAAAUCCCAUUAACAACCGAAUACGGUGACAAUUACUUCAUUAAAACUCAUAUACAUUUCGUAGCUUUCUUUAAACAUAAAUACACCGCCAAACCCUUCUUCUCCUCUUCAAAAAUUUAUUAAGGCAUCUUUUAGUCUUGGAAUUUCUUUUCUGCUCUACUGUUGGCUGUGUUCUUCCGAUUCCUUGAAAUAUGAAGCACCAAAAGAUAAGAUUAGACCAUGUAAUUUGAUCCAUCACACAUGGUUUUCCUGUCAUUGCUGGGCAGAGAACGGGUUUCCCAUCUUCUAUGCGGAUGCCGAAGAGGGUCGAAUUACCAGCAAACAUUCAGUCUAGUAAAUGUUAAGUUAAAAUGGGCGAAAGACAGGGCAUUGGAUGGUGUUGUUGUUGGUCAGGGGGAUCUUAAAGCAACUUGCUUUCUUGUUUCCAUCAUCUCCUCGGCUCCUCAUCGAUGUCUUCCGAUCUAUCAUCUUACACCACUCCGCAGACAGCUUGGUAUACCCGAUGAUCUUAAGCUCUCUACGUUUAUCAGGAGGUAUCCUACUAUUUUUCAAGAAUCUCACAUUCUUGAUAGCGGAGGUACUCGUGUUCCUUGCUUCCGGUUGACCCCUGAAGCCUCAAAUAUCCACAAAGAAGAGCUCGAUAUCAUUCAGCAAAACCAAAUGGAUCUCGCCCGAAGGCUGUGCAAACUGCUCAUGCUUACUAAGGAUAGGACGCUUCCAUUACAAACAGUUGACCAGCUAAAAUGGGACAUGGGAUUGCCUUAUGAUUAUUUCGAUACCUUGAUUCCACAUUACCCUGAUUUAUUUUCUUCAGUUAGGUUCCCUGAUGAUCGCAUUGGCUUAAAGCUUCGAAUUUGGGAUGAUGGCCUUGCCGUCUCCCAUUUGCAGAAGAAUGCUGCAUUCCAACAAAAUGAAGAUGAUGUGAAAACGGGUUGCUUAGCGUUUCCUGUUAAAUUUACAAGGGGCUUUGGCUUGAAGAGGAAGUGCAUGGCAUGGUUGGAGGAGUGGCAGAGGCUCCCUUAUACUUCACCUUACUCCGACGCCUCACAUUUAGAUCCACGUACUGAUGUAUCUGAAAAGAGGAUUGUCGGAGUCUUUCACGAGCUUCUCCAUCUCACCGUGCAGAAGAAAACCGAGCGUAAAAAUGUGAGUAAUCUUCGAAAACCAUUAUCUCUUCCUCAAAAGUUUACUAAAGUAUUCGAGCGCCAUCCCGGAAUAUUUUACAUCUCUAUGAAGUGCGAUACUCAAACGGUUGUUCUUAGAGAAUCAUAUGAUGAUCAACAACUUUUGCAGAAACAUCCUAUAGUUGAUAUCAGGGAAAAAUAUGGAAGUUUGAUGAGUAGAGGGGUUCUGGAUAGAAGUAGAGGCUUAUACAAGAGAUGUUCAACAGACUCAUUAGAUGGUCUUCAAGGCUAUGAACCCAACGAUGACUGUGUUUCUAGUCUUGAACAAGAGCUCGACUCUAAUUUGUGUUAGAAACAUGGUCAAAAUGAUAGAAUUUGUGAAUUAUGCA
Messenger RNA from Mercurialis annua (annual mercury), 1573 nucleotides. RefSeq names its product protein WHAT'S THIS FACTOR 9, mitochondrial. Gene Ontology annotation, molecular function: RNA binding. The transcript has 2 exons. NCBI's taxonomy places the organism in Eukaryota, Viridiplantae, Streptophyta, Magnoliopsida, Malpighiales, Euphorbiaceae. The record is from RefSeq and is a predicted model, not a curated record. The coding region runs from base 301 to 1536 and encodes 411 amino acids.